GUCAAUCAACAAGUCAACGGGGGGAGAGGUCAGUUUCGCUAGCAAAGCAGGCUGCCCACUGGACCUGCAAGUCAAACAAAAGUUGCUCCGUAAAUUGUAGUCCCGCUGUGAUUUGUUGAAACGACGACAUGAGUUCUUCUUCCACUCCGACGAUUGGGGAGUUGUUCCUGAUCCUCGGUGAGAUGGGUUUCACGGAGGAUCAGAUCCAGGCCGCUGUGCAGGCGGGGCAUUUUUCUGUGUCAGAUGCAGCAGAGUGGCUCUUACAGGGUCAGUAUCCGCGGCACAGGUUGGUCAAGCAGACGUCACAGCCAGCUGACACAGCAUUUUCUGCUUUCAACCUGCCCAAAGAAGCGGCGAGCACCUCUGAGACACCCACAUCUCCUUCUGACAGCAGAGAACCUCUGCCAGUGGAGUCCCGCAUCAAACAGGACAAGAGUGACUUUGAAGAACAGCAGAGGCAUCGUGUCGCUCAGGAGGCCAGAGCAGAGAGAAGGCAAAAGAAACAGGAGCGGGAGUUGGUGUUAAAGCGGAUAGCUGAGGAUCGGAGGAGCCUGCAGCAGAAACUCGAUACCAGCGCUGCCGCAGAGACUUCUCCUCCCAGCGGUCAAGGGCAGAAGCUUGGAGGAGCAGUGCAGACUAAUGUGGACAACAACUGCGUCCUAAUGAUUCGGCUACCAUCCGGGGAGUCCAUGCGUGAACGCUUCCCAGCUGAUGCUCCCCUUCGCAGCGUUGUGGAGCACAUCACCGGGCGUCACCCCACCCUCCCCACCUUUUCUCUCCUCCAGGGUUUCCCACGGAAACGCUUUGGGGAGGCAGAGCUGGCAUGUUCAUUGCGCUCUCUUGGCCUCACACCCAACGCUGCACUUUGCAUUCAGACCACUCCUCCAGAGACACCCCAGGAUGCACAAAGUCCUGCAGAGCCUCCAGCAGUGGCACAGAUCGAACCACCUCCGUGCGUUGUGACCCCUCAGCCACAGGUCCCCGUCAUGGAGGGGCCUGAAAGGCCGGACUUUGUUCCGCCUCCUCCAUUACCAAACCAGCUGUGGGAGGAGGCAGUGAACUAUGCAGGGAUACCUGGAGUCGGUCCAUCUCUGUCUGGGCCAUCUCACAUCUGGGGGCGAGGCCAGAGGUUGGUUCCUGGUGAUGCAGAGGACGUGGCUGGCAUCGUGGGUGACGAGGAACCAGAAGCAGAGGAUGAACCACCCUACAUGCUUAACGGAAUGCCGAGGCUGCCUUUCUUUCCAGAGAACAGGUUCCGUGGAGAGUUUGAGCCGAGGCACCACUGGCCAGAGCAAGGCAAUCGACUCAGGGAGGCUCCAGAAGAGGACCCAGCUGAGCCUGAAGAUGCGGGAGGACGGGUGGCUCCUGGGGCUGCAGGUCUGGCUGCAGUGGAGCGUCUGCAGAGAGCUGCUCAGCAAGAGGACCCCCGUGCCUCCCAGGGACAACCAUCACCCCCUAAAAAACCAUUCAGGACACCCAGCGUGCCGUCCCUAUGUGCCUUGGCCACCCGUGCCACUGUCCACCUCAUGACUGCUCCCAGCAUGCAGUACAGCAGCAGUCUGGCAGGCCUCACCCCGGAGCUCGCAGAGCUUCUGCUCAACCACAUGUCCCGUGAGAGGCUCCUGCGUCCACGCACCCUGGAGCUCUUCUUCGGCUGCCCGUUGCAGAAGUUUGUCCUAAACUGCUACCCUUACUCCACCAAUGAGCUCCUGCGGCAGUUACGCGCCUUCACAGCACUGAAGCACCUCAGCCUGGUCAACUCACCUCUCAUCACAGACUCUGGACUUUCAAUCCUGUCCAGCCUGGUCAAACUCCAGUACCUCAACCUGGCCUCCUGUAGCAAACUCACUGACUCCUGUCUGCAGCAAAUCACAGGUUUAAAGAGUCUGUGUUACCUGUCCCUGGACCAGACCAAAGUGACCGAUGCCGGGAUGGUACUUUAUCUCCAAUCGGCUCCAUCCUGCCUGUCUCAGCUGAGCCUGAACCAGACGGCUGUGACCGAAGCCACACUGGCUGUCCUUCCCACCUGUGUGCCACAACUACGUCUCCUCAGCAUCAAGCAGACAAAGGUAACGGACGUGUCAGCUUUGGCAGAGCUUUCCAGCCUGCAGACUCUCAACUUGGACGGGACAGGUGUGACCGAAAGCUCUCUGGAGCGCCUCGCCACCCACCCGGCCCUGUCAUCCUUAAGUUUGGCAGGAAUCCCCGUAGCAGAUGGCAACCAUGCUCUGCAGAUCAUCUCAGGUCUACGGUUGAUUCAGCUGACCCUGCCCGGACGACACUCUGUGACAGACAGUGGUUUGUCUUUCCUCUCCAGACUUGGUCUGUUGUCAGAGCUGGACCUGACAGACUACACACAGGUCACAGACCAGGGAGUCACCCAUCUCUCCACCAUGAACAGGUUGAAGAAGCUGUCACUCAGCAACACUCAGGUGACAGACACAGGGCUUCCCUCUCUGCGCGGCCUGCAGGACCUGCAGGAGCUCUGUUUGGACCGGACAGCGGUCACCAGCCGAGGGGUGGCCGAACUCAUCGUCUGUCUGCCACACCUCCAGGUGUUGGGGCUGGCCAGCACUCAGGUGGGAGACACAGUAGUGAGGCGAGGUCUGAUCCGCUGCAAUCACCUUGUGAAGCUUAACCUCAGUCGCACGCGGAUCACAGACCACGGUCUGAAGUUCCUCAAACACAUGCCUCUGGCUCAGGUGAACCUGGAUGGAACCGGUGUGAGUCUUAUCGGAAUUGCAAACCUCCUCUCUUUCACCAACAUCAGCAGCAUUCGGGCCAGCAACACUCGCAACAUUUCCCCCGAUGACGUCUCGGACGAGGAGUGGGAAGCCCAGUGAGGGGUCCAUACCUUGGUUUGGUCCUCAUGUACUUUACCUGAACGCACCUUGGACUGCUGCGGUCCCCUUCUAGCCCCCUUGAAACGUGCUGCUGCCAGGUUACUCUAACAGCAUUACUGAAACACUCCCUACCUGCUCUGUUUCAACUGCAGCUAGUGCCACUAAUCGUCAAUCAUGCACGCUUCUCGAUGAAACCUGUAACGAAAGCCUCGUGUUUUAAAAACCGGGCCAGUACCAACGUUUACAUAUAUUUAAAAUCAAUAUGUGUUAACCUGCAUAAACUACAGAACUUUGUUUGAGGACAUCUCCAACUACAGCUUUAAAGCUUUACCUGCAGCCUUAGAGGUUGGAGCUUCCUGCAUUCUGCUGUCAUGAACAUAUGAACUGACCGCCAUGUAGCUUUAACUACGGCAUGUUUAAUCAGACUUUGAAAACUAACGGACUGCUGCGCGUACAACCUCAAUAACAAAUUUACUGGAAAAAAACUACGAUCAAAAGCAUAUUUGAUUUGAAGGAUAAAAAGACAGAUGUCUUCCAUAUCACAUGAUGAUAGAUUAAGUAGCAGUAAAGUUUAUGUUGCCCCAGUGAUAAUCACCAUAGUUACGGUAAAUAUUUGGCACCAUUAAUUUCUAGUUUUUAUACAAGGAGCAAACACUCCUGCAGAUGAUGUCAGCUGCAUGUAAUACUCCAGAACAUUUACUUUCAGCUUAUGUCCGUCUGGUUUCAUAUCCAUAAAUAUCAAACGCAUGCUCGUCCUGCUGCCAUGACUUGAGUAUUUGCUCAAUUUUGGAUUUUUAGUCAAACUCAUUAUGUCAGUUUGUUUCAAAUACACGGCCAGAUGAUUUGGUUUUGUGGAGGUGUAAUGUUUUGGGAACACACCAUUUAGUUUGAAAUGUCUCUCACAGGUAAUUAGGUAAGUUAAAACACAACUUUUGAUCAGUGUAUCGUUGAAACUGGCUGAUUAAGAAAUUACUCAAACAUGAUUUUGUUGAUGGCGACAUUGGACAAAAAUUUUUCAACGUCAUGGUUGCAAAAUUGUGGCAAUGCGUCUGUGUUUUUUUGAUACCAUUCACAUUUGACAAGACCACAGCUUUAGUAGUACACAUUUUUAUAGCUUGUGAUGCCACCUGUAUGAAUGUUUGUUCUUUUAAGUGCGUCCUGGAGAUGCACUUGAUGCAUUAUUAGCAGUUGACAGUUGUUUUAGUUAUGCAAAAAACGGCCUGUUUUGUUAGUUCAGCCAUUUUCAGUUACAUAGAGGACUGGAUGACAAGUAUACAGAGAAGGUUUGCAGUCAUGGGGCUCACAUGCCAAAAUCCAAAGCAACUCUUUUAAUCAUUUCAACUUUGUCCUUGUUUACAGAGAUGUAAAAUAGUUUAUUUUCCCUAACAGUUUUUUGGAAAUGAACACUAUUCUUUAAGUUAAUAAAGUCUUGUAAACCUAAA
Labrus mixtus (cuckoo wrasse) is the source of this 4285-nucleotide messenger RNA. RefSeq lists its product as uncharacterized. Lineage: Eukaryota; Metazoa; Chordata; Actinopteri; Labriformes; Labridae. Bases 129 to 2843 code for a protein of 904 amino acids. The record is from RefSeq and is a predicted model, not a curated record. The transcript has 17 exons. Gene Ontology annotation, molecular function: protein binding.